AUGAGUGACUUGGACUAUUUCUACGGCGAUGACGGAGGCACGGCGGGCUUCGAGAACGACCUGCCAGGGUCCGUUGAAGAGCCUUUGGGCAGCCAAGCUUCGGAGAAGCCUUACGUCGAGCACUUCAGGGAUGCUGCAAAGGUAUAUCAGCGCAGCCAGACCUUUCUAGAUAGGUUUAACAUGGAUCCCUAUGCAGUACAUCGCGAAGACAAUUUGUACUAUCCAUUUGCGUCCCGUCAGGAUUGGGAGCUCGGCAGUUUUCUCCUGUGCUCGUCAUUAAGUAUGGCAGCCAUAGACGAGUUCCUGGGGCUGGAACUAGUGAAAGCAUUGCCCCUCUCCUUUUGUACCGCCAAGGAGUUAUGCAGGCGUUCUGAGCUGCUGCCUUCUGUUCUGAAGUGGCAGUACCACGUCAUCUUGACGACUCACCCAACAAAGAAGCCUCUACAUCUUUACUGGCGUGAUCCGUUGGAUUGCAUCGAAUUGCUUUUUAGCCACCUGCUCUUUGCAAACAAAAUAGAUCUCACACCUCAACAUGUGUAUGAUACAGCGGAAUGUACAGUACAAAUUUACAGUGAAUGGGUGACGGGGGACACAGCAUGGUCAAUGCAGUCACAACUUCCAGAUGGUGCGACAUUGUUAGGCAUCAUACUUUCCUCCGAUAAAACCAACAUUACCAACAUGACUGGUGGACGUGUUGCUCACCCGCUCUUGAUCAGCCUUGCCAAUAUCAAGAUGGCAACUCGAAAUAAGGCAUCCUCACAUGCUUUCCUCCUGACAGCGCUGCUUCUAAUUGCGGAAUUUUGCAUCUGGUGA
Suillus discolor is the source of this 813-nucleotide messenger RNA. RefSeq lists its product as uncharacterized. The record is from RefSeq and is a predicted model, not a curated record. The transcript has 3 exons. The coding region runs from base 1 to 813 and encodes 270 amino acids. Lineage: Eukaryota; Fungi; Basidiomycota; Agaricomycetes; Boletales; Suillaceae.